This is a messenger RNA of Phalaenopsis equestris, 599 nucleotides long. Its product is annotated as ribonuclease 1-like. Gene Ontology annotation, biological process: RNA catabolic process. Gene Ontology annotation, molecular function: RNA binding; ribonuclease T2 activity. Gene Ontology annotation, cellular component: extracellular region. The annotation marks the transcript as partial. Lineage: Eukaryota; Viridiplantae; Streptophyta; Magnoliopsida; Asparagales; Orchidaceae. The record is from RefSeq and is a predicted model, not a curated record. The transcript has a single exon.
CUGAACAAAACCAGCUACUUCGAAACCGGCCUCCGUCUCCUCCAGAAAGCCGACAUAUCCUUCAAUCUCGUCAAAAAUGGCAUCCAUCCCGACUACAAUCUCUACAGACUCGCCGAUAUAAAGAGCGCCAUUACCGAAGGCAUCGGCGCGGAGCCUCUGAUCCGAUGCAGCAGGGGGCCGUUCGGUAAGUUUCAGCUUUUCGAGGUGCAUAUCUGCGUCGAUAAUGGCGGAUCGGCGGCGAUCGACUGCCCUGUGAAGCCUAAGUUUACCUGCAGUGAGGAGAUACUGUUCCAUCCUUAUAGGGGGUGGAUGCUGAACGAUACCACGAAAGGGAUUGGGACUGGUUCGGUGAUGGAUCUGCUGCCGAUUGAUGUGGAAUGAGAGGUGGAGGGAAGAGGGAGGAAGUGUGAUUAGGGUUUAGGGUUGAAUAAUGGAGGAAGUAGCCGAUGGAACGCGAACGCUUGUUCUGCUGUUCUUAGGUUUUGGUUUAUGGUGUUGCGCUUCUGCUUGUAAGAUUGAAGGAAUGUGUUCUUCACUUCUUCUUCUUUCUCUCAGUAGUUCAUGGCAGCAAUAAAUGGGCAAGUAAAAUUUAAAUAAAA